GACGCCCUAUCAGCUCAAGAAUUUCCCCUCCCACCGUUAUGAAUCAUAUCCUCGUUCAGUUAUCUGUUAUCUGCCAUAACAACUGCAGUCACUUUGACAUAUCCUCCUUUUUCGGCCUGUCUUGUCGCUGUCCCGUGUUAUCAGUGAUGCGUCGUGUUACUGUGAACCGUGGUGUUAUCGCGUGACAGGCACCUUUGGGAACAGAAGUGACAUAUUUGGUGUAAUCGUGCACCGGACAUAGGGUAUAAAAGGAAUGACAUGCAGGUGAUUAGCGGUAGUCUUGCCUCAGGUCACGGCCAGCUGGAGGUGUGCAGGAUUGUACCGAGAGGAGUGCUAGCAAGGUCACUUCUGCUGAACCCGACUGACUGAAAGGACGUUGUUAAAGGGAAAAUCAAAGUAAAAAGAAAAAGGAAAAUUGUCCUUCUGCAAGAUUCCUGGAUUUUUUUUUUUUUUUACAUCAUUGAGGAAAAAAAAGACGUUGUUGGAGAAUAAUAACCUGAAGCAAAAGAAGAGAACUUGUUCUUCCAUAAGAUUCACGCGGAACAUUUUCUCUAACCCGUAACUGAAAGAAGUUGGUGAAAAAACAGAAGCAGAAACAAAAAAGAACGACAGUAUUCCCAAAAAUAUUCACGAACAUUUCUUGAUCUCCGUGACUGACAGGAAGGACAUCGUUGAGAGAUUAGAAAUUAUGACAUCUGCGCUUCCAUAAAAUUAACAAAGAUCAUUUUGAGGAUAUUAAUAGAAAGAAAAUAUUUUUGAAAUAAAAACCAGACCAGAGAAGAAAGAAAAUGUCAUAACAAAGGACUUGCGUUCCAUACAGACUGAUAAUGACAAAUCCAAAUAACAAGAAUAACACCAAGACACAAAAAAUAAGAUCUUUUGGACCAAAGCAAGGAAGAAAGCAUCAUAAUACAAUAUUUUUCCUCCAUGCAGACUGACAGCGAGGAAUUUCAUUAAGAGUAGCACCAACAAGCAGAAAACAGAGAAGAAAAGAGAAGGAAAAAAACUCCAGAAUUGUCAUAGUUUUAAAACAGGAACCAGAAUUGUCAUAGUUUUAAAACAGGAAACACAAAGUCCUUGGGGGGGUUUGGCUGUGUGAAAUUCAAAUUAGAAGCUACAGCAAGUCAAAAAGAAAAGGAAAACAAGUUAUUUCCUCAAGAAUCUUUCACUACUCCUUGCCAGACGUAGAGGAGAGGACGCAGACUUUCUCAAAAACCAAGAAUCGUGUAGGAGGACGCAGGCAUGAAGGAGGACGCCACUAGCAAGACACACAACCCCCACCAUGAAAACUCCCGCAAGACCAGAAAUGAAAAUAAACACACAGACCAAAAUGUAAACAGAGAAAACACAGACACGAACAAUGCAGCAAAGAAUACACAAGCAGACCACAAAAAUAACCACAGAAACUCGGGAAGAGAGGAAAUAAUCAACAUAAAGGAACCCGAAGGAGAGAGCAAAGACGGAGACAGGGAGAGCAGGGAAAAGAGGCGAGUGGUGGCGAGGUGUUCGUCAGGGAGUGAGAACAGAUCCCUAAAAACGUGUUACUGCUGCCGCCACAAGACCAGGACACUCAUGCGCAUGUCCUCGUGUCCUUGCUGCAUGCCUCAACUGCCCGUCUGCCCCCGCACCGGGUUCACGCGGGAGAACCUAGAAUGGCUCGAGCAGAUGUUCCGUCAGGCGCUGGGACGCAAGCAGGAACUCUCCUUCGACGACUUCAAGAAGAUCGUACACUCGAGAAACUCGUUCUUCGCCGAGAGGGUGUUCCAGAUCUUCGACAGGGACAACAGCGGCACCGUCUCCCUGUCUGAGUUUCUGGACGCCAUGCACCAGUUCGCCGGGAAGUCUCCGAACGACAAGAUCAAGUUCCUCUUCCGCGUGUAUGACCUCGACGGCGAUGGACUCAUUCAACAAAGUGAGCUGCAGAAGGUGAUGAAGGCUUGCAUGGAAGAAAAUGGGAUGCGUUUUAGCGACGAGCAAAUUCAGGACCUCACGCAGGCCAUGUUUGAGGACGCGGACACCCAGAACACGGGCGCCAUCACCUACGAGUCCCUGAAGGCGCAGCUGGAGAAGCACGACGGUCUUAUUGAAAAUCUCUCCAUCAGCAUUGAUCGGUGGCUGGUCCCUCCCAACCUGCGGAAGGAGGAGGACACGCUGUGGAAGAAGGUGAAGAACCUGAUACCUUACCAAAUGACCCUGCCCUACCUCAAGAACAACUACGUCUACUUGUCCUUCCUGCUUGCCUACAUCGCCAUCAACCUCGGCCUCUUCAUCUCCCGCGGGAUGGAACACUACUACGCAGGCAGCAACGGGCUCACUAUAGCUGCCCGGGCUUGUGGUCAGUGCCUUAACUUCAACUGCAUGUUCGUGUGUGUGUUGGUGCUGCGUCAGUGCAUCACGUACCUACGGUCUAUGGGCGGCGCUUCCUUCCUGCCCCUGGACCAGCACCUGUACCUGCACAAGCUCUGCGGCAUCCUCAUCUUCAUCUACUCCGUCGUGCACACCAUUGCUCACCUCAUCAACUUUGCUGUGAACAUCGUCCCCGCCACGAAGCCCGGCCAGUUGAACGAGCAAAACUGGACCUACGCAGAGUGGAUUCUCACCAUGCGACCCGGCGUACUCGGUUUGGUGCCCGGCAUUGCCAACCCUACCGGCGUGGCCCUCAUGGUGAUCCUGACGGUGAUGGUGGUGUGCUCCCUCCCCUUCGUCAGGAAAUCUGGCUACUUUGAGGUGUUCUACUGGACCCACCUGCUGUACAUCGCCUUCUGGACCCUCUGCAUCCUCCACGGGCCGCAUUUCUGGAAGUGGUUCGUGGUCCCUGGCGUGGUGUUCCUCAUUGAAAGAAUCCACCGUAGCGUCAAGAUGAGGAUGGGUGGCGGGAAGACGUACAUAAGCUCCGGGGUGUUGCUGCCGUCCAAGGUCAUCCAUCUGGUGGUAAAACGGCCCACUCAGUUCCACUUCCACCCCGGUGACUACGUGUUCAUCAACAUCCCCGUCAUCGCCAACUAUGAGUGGCACCCCUUCACCAUCUCCUCCGCCCCAGAGCAAGCAGACGUGCUUUGGCUUCACAUCCGGGCGGUGGGGCAGUGGACUCGGCGCCUCUACGACUACUUUGAGAGGGAGCAGCAGCGGUGUGAGUCUGGGAACUUCCCCAACAGACCCCUCCCCGCCGCCCUCACGCUUCCUGACGGCACGAAAGCAAUGGCCACUGUGAUCGGUGACGGUCGCAGCGGCUCCUUCCUCUCUGCCCCCACCAACCCCAACGCCCAGGUCACAGCCGCAGACGCCAACCACGCCCGUGGCGUUGGAGGGGAAAACGGCGUGACUAACGUGGCCUACGACCAUGACGUCAGUACUGACAAGGCGUCGGAGGGCGAGGGUAUGACAGACGCCCCCGUAGCGGCCACCCGCAGGAAGAGACGAAUAAACAAGAGCACCUCUGAAGGGAACGCCAAUAUUUCCAAGAAGGACGAGGAUGCAGAGCAUCGCGAGGCUUCCAGGUCGUCGUCAGAAGCGGGGGCGGUGGAGGAGGCGCAGCAACAGAGCCUGGGAAGCAACGCCCUCUACCUGCGGUCAAGGAGCUCCCAGGCCACCAGCUUUAAGUACAUGCGUCGGAAGCCCCGGAUCAUCACUCUGGACCUUCCCUCUGAGUCUGACUCCGGGGAUGACGGCGGGGACGACAGCGAGGAGCGGGGGGGCGAGGAGGAGGAGGCGCAGCACGGGGAGGUGGGGAAGGAUCUCAGGCUCACCAUUAAAGAGGACACUGUGCCCGCCGUCAAAAGUCAAGACCUGUCCGUGGUGGAGGAGGGCCUCAUGCGCUACAAAUCCCAGGAGGAGAGAAGGAGAUCCCGCCAGGAGGAGAGAAGAAAGUCAAGACAAGAAGAGAGGAAGAUGAGGAAGCUGAGCAGGCUGGAGGAGGCCAUAGCGGAGGGCGGCUGUGUGGUGCGCAAGCCCUUGGUGGUGUACAUGGACGGGCCCUUCGGAGCGCCUUCCAGCCACAUCUUCCGCGCCCAACACGCCGUCCUCAUCGCCACGGGUAUCGGAGUCACGCCCUUCGCCUCCAUCCUGCAGUCCAUCAUGCAUAAGUACUGGAAGGUGCGCCACACCUGCCCGCGUUGCACCCACACCUGGACCAGCGACCUGCCGCAGUCCGUCAUGAACCUGCGCAAGGUUGACUUCUUCUGGAUCAACCGUGACCAGCGUUCCUUCGAGUGGUUCGUGAACUUGUUGUCCCAGCUGGAGAUCGAGCAGGCUGAGCAGGGCGGCGUGCUGGAGAGGUUCCUUGAUAUGCACAUGUACAUCACCUCGGCCCUGCAGAAGACUGACAUGAAGGCCGUGGGUCUGCAACUCGCCCUCGACCUGCUGCAUGAGAAGGAGAAGCGGGACCUCAUCACGGGUCUCAAGACAAGGACCAACGCAGGCAGACCAAACUGGGACAAGGUGUUUAUGCAACUGGCCAAACAGCAGAAGGGCAAGAUUACCGUGUUCUACUGCGGCCCGCCUGCCCUUGGACGAACCCUGCGGUAUAAGUGUGAUGAAUACGGAUUUGAUUUCCGCAAGGAGAUAUUCUAGUACCGUGAGAGAGAGAGAGAGAGAGAGAGAGAGAGAGAGAGAGAGAGAGAGAGAGAGAGAGAGAGAGAGAGAGAGAGAGGGGGGGGGGUGACUUACGUAAAUGGCGGUGGUGGUGUUGAUGGUUUUGUAAAUAUAGCACGCGCUUAGAAAUAGAAGGCGGUGGGCAGGGAAGAGAGGAGAAUGUUUAUGAGGUGAGAGGUUGUGUCGAACAAAGAGAGAGAGAGAGAGAGAGAGAGAGAGAGAGAGAGAGUUACACUGUACAUACAAUAAUAUAAAGAGUCUAUUAGUAUUACUGCAUUUAUAGUAGAUGCUUAUAUAUAUUCCUGUCACGUGGGUAUCCUGAGUGCCUUCCAAACCACGGCAAACUGUCUCCCUAUGACAAGGCAGAGAGAACAAAGUGGGUAGAGAGAGGUGUGGUACUUAUUACAGUCUCGUAGCUACCUCCUUUUCAUCUUCGUCUGCCCAUCCACGUGUGUUAGUUUUAUAAGUCAGUUGAUAAGUGUGAAUUUUGUACAUUUUUAUAGAGUCGUGUGUCCUUAUGCAUAUGAUGAUGUCUAUUUUUCUACUGUAUGGUGCCUUGUGUUGAUAACUCUUUCUUACGGUCACCUGUUUUAAUAUUAAUGUCAUUUUAGCAGUGUAUUUAUUUUUUUUUUU
This is a messenger RNA of Scylla paramamosain (green mud crab), 5223 nucleotides long. RefSeq names its product NADPH oxidase 5-like. Gene Ontology annotation, biological process: defense response; superoxide anion generation. The record is from RefSeq and is a predicted model, not a curated record. The transcript is spliced from 19 exons. Gene Ontology annotation, cellular component: plasma membrane; NADPH oxidase complex. Lineage: Eukaryota; Metazoa; Arthropoda; Malacostraca; Decapoda; Portunidae. Bases 1243 to 4569 code for a protein of 1108 amino acids. Gene Ontology annotation, molecular function: calcium ion binding; superoxide-generating NAD(P)H oxidase activity.